This is a messenger RNA of Alosa alosa (allis shad), 1001 nucleotides long. It is a transcript of the gene nol7, whose product is annotated as nucleolar protein 7. The coding region runs from base 101 to 769 and encodes 222 amino acids. The transcript is spliced from 8 exons. Gene Ontology annotation, molecular function: RNA binding. NCBI's taxonomy places the organism in Eukaryota, Metazoa, Chordata, Actinopteri, Clupeiformes, Clupeidae. The record is from RefSeq and is a predicted model, not a curated record. Gene Ontology annotation, cellular component: nucleus.
CGAUAUUUUCUCCCACAAGUACUUGGGAAAAGGAAGGCUGUGCUGUGGUUGGCUGAUCUAAAGUGACGAAACAUUAUUUUGGUACAGCAUUUUUACCAACAUGGCUGACACCGGUGAAAGACAACGUGGGUCAGGAAACGCACAUAGUGAAAAGAUGGCAGGAAACAAUGAUAUUCAGUUUGAUUCCAGUGAUGAUGAAGCUCCAGAAGAAGUAACAUUUGAUGAUUCAAAAAAAUCUGCUUUGCAGAGUGUAAAAGACGCGCUGGAGGCCAGCAGAAGAGAGAAGGCGACAUUGAAAGAAAAGCGAAGAAAAAAGCAAGAGCUGUUUUUGGAGCAAAAGAAACGAAGACUUCUUCCUGAUGACGUUCUGAAUGAAAUUGAUGCACAGCAUAUAACGAAAGAUGCACUGCCCUGUAGUGAACGAAAUGAAGAGGAAAAGGGAGUAGCAACCUCAAGUGACAUUAAACCGAUUCAAGGAAAAGCACGGAGUUUACAGGCAAACUGUAGUGUAACCAGAGUAAGGGACCAAUUUGCAGCCAGUUCUCAACAGAAAUUGGCUAUGGACUUUGUCCAAUCUCGGUUUUAUGGACAAGGACAUCGACGGACAACAAACAGUGAACUUUUGUCACUGGACUGCAAGAAAGGGGCCAACAGAGGUGCUGCAUUCCAGUUUGUUAAUAAAAAACUGAGUACUGUGGAGAGAGCAAAGGCCAAGAAGGGCAACCAGAGGUGGAUGCACAAGAAGAAGCUCACGAGAACAGUAUGUUAACGGGAGUGAGAGACCAAACUCUGAGGAACAGAAAGGCAGUGUUCACCAAAGACCAUCUCUUUGGUUUUGUGAUGUAAUCACACAUGUCUAGCAAGAGACGGGUCAAAGGUCAGACAUGUCUGCAUUGACCCUCCAGUUGUUAGACAAUUUGAACUUUUGAAUCUGUGCAACAACUGCACAUUUUUUUGUCUUCAAGCACAGUUGGUUGUCUACGGAGCCCCUAAGGGGACAU